AUGGACAAUAUCCACAACGUCACUGAAUUUAUUCUGUUGGGACUUUCUCAGAAUAAGAAAAUUAAAAAUCUAUGUUUUCUGUUAUUUUUAUUUUGUUACCUAGCUAUUUGGUUGGGAAACUUGCUCAUAAUCAUUUCCAUCAUUGCUAGUCAGCUAAUAGACCAACCCAUGUAUUACUUUCUGAAUUACCUUGCUCUCUCAGACCUGUGUUAUACCUCAACAGUAACACCCAAGCUAGUAAUUGACUUACUGGAAGAAAGGAAUACAAUUUCCUAUACUAACUGCAUAGCACAGCUUUUUACCAUGCACUUUUUUGGGGGCAUUGAGGUCUUCAUCCUCACAGUGAUGGCCUAUGACCGCUAUGUGGCCAUCUGCAAGCCCCUGCAUUAUACCAUCAUCAUGAACAGGAGGAAGUGCAAUGUCAUGGUCUUUGCUUGCUGUGCUGGGGCUUUUCUCCAUUCAUUUCUCCAGUGUCUCCUCACUAUCAGUCUACCUUUCUGUGGUCCCAAUGAGAUAGAUCACUACUUCUGUGAUGUGUAUCCUUUACUGAAACUGGCCUGCACUGACACGUACAGAACUGGGAUCCUGGUUGUUGCCAAUUCAGGCAUGAUGGGUUUGGUGACUUUUGUGGUCUUGAUGCUGUCCUACUUUCUAAUAUUAUACACCAUUCGGGCUUACCCUCCCAAGAGCCGCAGCAAAGCUCUUUCCACUUGCAGUUCUCACAUUACAGUUGUGGUUCUAUUCUUUGUGCCUGUCCUUUUCAUUUACAUUAGACCAGCCACCACUUUCCCAGAAGACAAAGUGUUUGCUCUUUUCUACACCAUUAUUGCCCCCAUGUUUAAUCCUCUGAUCUACACACUGAGAAACACAGAGAUGAAGAACGCCUUGAGGAAAGUGUGGUGUCAGAAUGCAUUUUUGUUGGGACGGCCAUUGGUCUAA
Elephantulus edwardii (Cape elephant shrew) is the source of this 939-nucleotide messenger RNA. Its product is annotated as olfactory receptor 4P4-like. Gene Ontology annotation, biological process: G protein-coupled receptor signaling pathway. The transcript has a single exon. Gene Ontology annotation, molecular function: G protein-coupled receptor activity; olfactory receptor activity. Lineage: Eukaryota; Metazoa; Chordata; Mammalia; Macroscelidea; Macroscelididae. The record is from RefSeq and is a predicted model, not a curated record. The coding region runs from base 1 to 939 and encodes 312 amino acids. Gene Ontology annotation, cellular component: membrane.